Molecule: messenger RNA, 1458 nt
Organism: Sugiyamaella lignohabitans
Lineage: Eukaryota; Fungi; Ascomycota; Dipodascomycetes; Dipodascales; Trichomonascaceae
Gene: PEX3
Product: Pex3p
Exons: 1
Coding region: 1-1458 (485 amino acids)
Biological process (GO): protein import into peroxisome membrane
Cellular component (GO): peroxisomal membrane
Molecular function (GO): protein-macromolecule adaptor activity
Source: RefSeq, a predicted model, not a curated record
AUGUUUCAAUCAGCAUCGAAUCUCGUGAAAAGACACAAACGCAAGAUCUUGGUGGCCACCGGACUAGUAGCUGGUGGAUACUUUGUCAUCGAUUAUGUUAAGAAUAAGUUUUUUGAGCUUCAGGAUCGACUGGCUACGGAACGCCAGGCUAGAGAGAACCUGAAAAGACGAUUUGAGCAGAAUCAAGAAGAUGCUACAUUCACAAUCAUGGCUCUGUUGCCUAGCCUGGCAUCUCAGAUCAUGGAGAAAUAUCCAGUAGAAAAAAUUACCCAAGAAUUGCAAGCAAAGAGAACGGAAAGGAUAGCCACUACAGCAGCCAUUGCUAACGAGGCUGUCACUAAUGGCACACCUAGUCUCAAUGAUUCUGUACAAACCCUACCUUCUGAAACAUCGGGCAACACACCGAUACCAGCGAACAGCAGUUCACCAGCUGUUGCUAAUGAAGGAAAUACAACUAAUGCCAGUACUGGGCCAUCAGCACCAGCUUCUCUCACUGGAUCAUGGUCGGUCACUGAAGAUGCCGCUCCUGUAGUGAAGAAGACCAAGACCGAAUUAUGGAGAGAUCUUAAAAUCAGAAGUAUAGCACGUGCCAUGACUCUGGUAUACUGCAGUGCUUUAUUGGUCUUCUUCACGCGCCUUCAGUUAAAUAUCCUGGGUCGCAAGAAUUACGUUGCUUCUGUUAUUCACAUGGCUGAGUCUAGAACCAAGCAACAGAAACUCGAACAAGAAGAAAAUGCCUAUGGCGCAUAUAUUUCAGAACCAACUGAAGAGGACUUGGUGAAACUGGCACUCGAAGAGGAAGAAGUCAACAUCAACAGAAUGUAUCUCACAUUCAGUUGGUGGCUGUUAAAUAAAGGCUGGGCUGCUCUCAGCGAGAGAAUCGAAGAUGCUGUUACUGAUGUCUUUGACUCUGUGAACCCACGUACAGAUCUCAGCUUGGCAGAAAUUUCUGAUCUGAUUGGCCAAGUGCAAUUUAAAAUCGACCACCCUAUUAGUGUUCUGGAAUCCAACAAUUUCAUUAAUAACUUACUGCCUCCCACUGAACUGGAGUCAUAUGUACUAUCACAAGCUCCUGUCAAUCCUGACAACUUGAGUACCCUCAGAUCAGCAGAUAAUGAUGAGAAUCUCGUGACACCGCCAUUGCGUCGCCUUCUCGAUGAGACAUACGAUUUCAUCGAAUCGCCGAAUGCCAUUGAUGUUAUUCAGCGACUUGUUCACAGUGGGCUGACAGUAUUUGUGGAGUCCAUUUCUACCAUAUACCCACCAGGUGGUGCCGAUGCCGAGCCCAGCAAAGUCAAACUGGCGAGCAUUCUUGCCAACGUAACUCGUCAAGGACAUGCCCUAGCAGCAGGCAAGCCACUUGAUCCUAACGAAUACAUUCUAGCUAUGAUCAACGUUCCCGAACUAGAUGGCUUCAGCGCCCUCGUGUACUCUAAUUUCGGUACAUCCAGUGAAUAA